Messenger RNA from Podarcis raffonei (Aeolian wall lizard), 3188 nucleotides. Its product is annotated as zinc finger protein 239-like. Gene Ontology annotation, cellular component: nucleus. The transcript has 2 exons. The coding region runs from base 548 to 1726 and encodes 392 amino acids. The record is from RefSeq and is a predicted model, not a curated record. Lineage: Eukaryota; Metazoa; Chordata; Lepidosauria; Squamata; Lacertidae.
CACUGCGUUCGAAAACAAACCCGAAGUUGCGAGUGACGCACUAGAAAUGCGUGGAAAGAGGCGAUUGAGUGGCGAGAGGCGGUUUCUGGCCAGGAAUUUUUGGGAUUCCUAGAGGGGCAGGAGGUUUGUUUUUUUUUGCAAAGGGGAGGAGUGGGGGGUCACAGUCCCUCCCUUUUUCUUUUUUGCAGGGAAGGAAAUCGUCUUCUCGGCGAUGGGGGAGGCGGCUGAUGCCUGGAGAGGUCAAACAGAUCAAAAGCAGGGCAAAUAAAAUUAUAGAAAAUCUUAUGUGGUGUCAGCAGAAAGAAGGAAGAAAAAGGACAUCGAGAAAUCCAAGGAUACAUUUGAGGCACAAAGGAAACCAGAGAGAGAGAGAGAGAGAGAGAGAGAAAGAGAAAUCCUUCCAUGUUGUUGAUAUCCACAAAAUCUUGAUCCCAGUGGAAUAUGACAAAGGGACAAUAAACAAGGGAAAGGGUACUGGGGUGGGGAGGGGGAAUAUUCUAAAAUAAACCAAAGUUAAAUAAAUAUUGCGGAGCCUAGAUCAGGAGAGAUGCAAGGAGUGCAACAAGAGCUUGCUAAGGGAGCACAUACUGAACAUCAAAUAGCCGACACAGGGAUGAAAUCAUAUAGAUGCUUGUGGACCUAUGCUCAUAGCAGAACCCGCACAGGAGAGAAGCCGCAUGAAUGCAUGCAGUGUGGAAAGAGCUUCAGUUUCAUGGGAAACCUUAGUACACAUGAAAGAACCCACACGGGAGACAAACCGUAUACAUGCACGGAGUGUGGAAAGAGCUUCAGUCAGAGUGGACACCUUAAUUUACAUCAAAGAACCCACACGGGAGAGAAGCCGUAUGAAUGCAUGCAGUGUGGAAAGAGCUUCAGUUACAUUGGAAACCUUAUUUCACAUGAAAGAACCCACACGGGAGAAAAACCCUACAUAUGCACAGUGUGCGGAAAGAGGUUCAGUCAGAGUGGACACCUUACUUUACAUCAGAGAACCCACACGGGGGAGAAACCAUACGAAUGCCGUGAAUGUGGAAAGAGGUUCAGUCAGAGUGGCCUCCUAACCUCACAUCAGAGAACCCACACAGGGGAGAAACCAUAUGAAUGCAAAGAGUGUGGAAAGAGAUUCAGUCAGAGUGGACACCUUCGUUUACAUCAGAGAACCCACACGGGGGAGAAACCAUACGAAUGCCACGAAUGUGGAAAGAGCUUCAGUCAAAAUGGACGCUUAACUUCACAUCAAAGAAUUCACACAGGAGAGAAACCAUAUCAAUGCAUGGAGUGUGGAAAGCGCUUCAGUCAAACUGGGCACCUUACUUCACAUCAGAGAAUCCAUAAACGGGAGAAGCCGCACAAAUGUCUGGAGUGUGGAAAGGGUUUCGUGGACAAUGGAGCACUCACUAAACAUCAGAGAAUCCACACAGAAGAGAAACCACACACGUGUUUGGAGUGUGGAAAGAGCUUCAGUCGAAAGGCAAACUUCAGUUCACAUGAAAAAACCCACACAGGGGAGAAACCAUACAAAUGUCUGGAGUGUGGAAAGAGUUUUAAUUCUCGUAGGAGUCUUACUUUACAUCAGAAAAACAACAUGGGAGAGAAACCCUGUGCAUGCACUGAGUGUGGAAAGAGCUUCAGCACAAGCUGCAAACUUACUUCACAUCAAAGAACCCAUACAGUGGAUCAGCCAUAUGAAAUAGCAUGGAAUUUGCAACAACUUGAAUUAGAAUGAAAUGUAUUGACCCACGAAUGGAAAGUUCCUCUCUCCUUAGAAUCAGAGAAUUGUAGUGUUGGACGGCUCCCCCAAAGGUCAUCCAGUCCAAUCACCUGUUAUAUAGCUCCAUGCACUUGCAGAUUCUUAGCUUCUUUUCUUUUAUGUCUUGCUCUUUCCUCUCCCCCACCUUUGUUUUCGUCUCAUUUUGUUUUAUUACAGAAAGUUACGGAAUAAGCAAUGCAUACUAACAUUUUUGCUAUAUGUAUUAUUGAAAAAUUGUAAUAAUAAACGGGUGGGGGAGCCCAGUUUUUUCCAUGAUCGGUUUGACCGUUAUGGAUUUCCCAUAUCCUUCCUCUUCUGCGGACGUUCUGUCACAGUGAGGCCCUUACUAUAUCUCAUAUAAGGAGAGAGACAGCAGAAUUGAUCACUCUGUGGUUAAAGCUUCUGUCCAGGCCUUAUUAAGCCUAUCGUCUCUUCCAGACAUCUUGCUUAUUCAGAUUAUACUGCAUUCAUCCGCAGUUGAAGCAUGGUGGUUAGUCUAAAUCUGGUGUCAUUGGUAAUUCAUUCUGCUUUGUUUACGGGGCAGUCGUAUCCUGAUCUGCGGAUAUGCCAUCAAUCAUUCAUACCUUUCCAAAUCACAAAAGGACCAUUUAAACACCCAUAAACACCUAUACCCACCAGUGGUUUGUUGUGCUGUUGUGGAUGUCCUGUGUUCUUCCACUUCCAUGAAGAAAAAGGAGCAGUCCUAGACCACAUAGCCAGAAUACCCCAUUUUCUCCAGCGUAAUUCAGUUCAGCAUUCAGAGAGCUGGUGAAGAACCCAGGAGCUCCCUUGACAGAAGUGCGAAGCAGUGCGUUCCAACCCCCUGGCCUUUCUUAACACAAGCCAAGCCUCAAAGCGUCUCUCUGUUGUCAACAAUAAAAUCUUUAUAACAAACCGCUCAGCAAAUUAAAGGACCGAUGUGCCAAUUAAUAUCUGUCUAGACUGAAAAGGAACUAUGUGACCUGGUAGAAAUCCAGAUCUACCAAGUGCCAACUAUUACUCUUAAGCACAUCAACUAUAAAAGUAAAGGAUGUUUCGAUGAAAACAGCUGUAUGUGUAGCCUUCAUAUUAGAACAAUUGCUUUAUUUUCAUGUGUACAGAUCUCCUACAAAUCGGAUAGCUUUCCUUUGGUCUAAAAGAGAUAGUUCCCUCUGGCAAUUGUGAAGAUGACCAAUCAUUUUGAAUGUGUGUUGUAAAAAUUUCCUCUUCAGAGGGGAGACGGGGUAUAGAUAUUGCCACCUUUUGGGGUACCAAACUCAGUCUUCUCUUUUUGAUAGAAUCAGGCCUGUGCCUAGGGAAUUAUUUGUUUUCUUUUGUGCUAAUUUGCUAGGUGGCAUUUUCUGUAUCAGUUUGAUAAACUUACAUUUUCCUCCUUUGUAAUCUUGAAUUGCGUUUGCUUAAGUAAAGAAACAUGCUAAAUAAAAUGACGAAACUGCAA